AUGUCUGGUCUUCCUCCCGUCUACAUCGUCUCUGCCGCCAGAACGCCCGUCGGUUCGUUCCUUGGCUCUCUGUCUAGCCUCAGCGCCACCCAGCUGGGUGCCACCGCCAUCAAGGCUGCUGUCGAGCGAGUUCCCGAGAUCAAGCCCGAGGACGUUGAGGAGGUCUUCUUUGGAAAUGUCCUCUCUGCCAACCUCGGACAGGCCCCUGCCCGCCAGUGCGCCAUUGGCGCCGGCCUCAAGGACACCACCGUCUGCACGGGAGUCAACAAGGUCUGCGCCUCGGGCCUGAAGGCCAUCAUCCUGGGUGCCCAGACCAUCAUCACCGGCAACGCUGACAUUGUCGUCGCCGGCGGUACCGAGUCCAUGUCCAACACCCCCCACUACCUGCCUACCCUGCGCAACGGCGCCAAGUUUGGCGACCAGAACAUUGUCGACGGUAUGCUCAAGGACGGUCUGACCGACGCCUACAAGAAGGAGCACAUGGGUCUCGCCGCCGAGCUCUGCUCCGAGGACCACGGCAUUGACCGUGCCGCUCAGGACGCCUACGCCAUUGAGACCUACACCCGUGCCCAAAAGGCCACCGAGGCUGGCGUCUUCAACACUGAGAUCGUGCCCGUCGAGGUUAGCGGCGGUCGCGGCAAGCCCGCUGUCAAGAUCACCACCGAUGAGGAGGCCAAGAACCUGAACGCCGAGAAGCUCAAGACCGUCCGCCCCGUCUUCAAGGCCCAGGGCGGUACCGUCACUGCCGCCAACGCCGCCCCCCUGAACGACGGUGCUUCCGCUCUCGUCCUCAUGUCCGAGGCCAAGGUCAAGGAGCUCGGCGUCAAGCCCAUUGCCAAGAUCCUGGGUUGGGGUGAUGCUGCCCGCGAGCCCGAGCGCUUCACCACCGCCCCGGCCCUGGCCAUCCCCAAGGCCAUCAAGCACGCCGGUAUCACUGAGAAGGAUGUCGACUUCUACGAGAUCAACGAGGCUUUCUCCGUCGUUGCUCUCGCCAACAUGAAGCUCCUGAACCUCUCCUCCGACGUUGUCAACGUCUUUGGUGGAUCCGUCGCCAUCGGCCACCCUCUGGGCUGCUCCGGCGCCCGUAUCGUCACCACCCUGACCACUGUGCUGCGCGAGAAGAAGGCCAAGAUUGGCUGCGCCGGUAUCUGCAACGGUGGUGGUGGCGCCAGUGCCAUUGUCAUUGAGAGCCUCCAAUAG
This is a messenger RNA of Pestalotiopsis fici W106-1, 1200 nucleotides long. RefSeq names its product Acetyl-CoA acetyltransferase. Gene Ontology annotation, biological process: ergosterol biosynthetic process; fatty acid beta-oxidation. Lineage: Eukaryota; Fungi; Ascomycota; Sordariomycetes; Amphisphaeriales; Sporocadaceae. The coding region runs from base 1 to 1200 and encodes 399 amino acids. The transcript has 4 exons. The record is from RefSeq and is a predicted model, not a curated record. Gene Ontology annotation, molecular function: acetyl-CoA C-acetyltransferase activity.